GGUCCACGGGCUGAGCCGCUCGUAGGCCUUCACCCGCAGUCUGGUGACCGCCGCGCCGGGAGCCUGCGCUAACUCCAGGGGCACGGUGGUGCGAAUCACACCGUCGGCUGGGCGGGGCAGGGGCGGGGAAUGCUGCCUUUAGACCCGCCCCCAGCCCCGCCCUGAACCCGCACCGCGCCGGCGUCUGCCUGGGCUUCAGCCCCGUUUCUCAGGAGGGCGAGGAAGUAGUGCGGAUCACUGUGGACCAGCCUCGGAGGCAUCCCUCACCGCUCCCCACUAUGCCCCUCACCACGUCCGAUGGAGAAGAGCUGGCAGGGCACCGGGGAGAGGAUUUCGUAGCGGCAGGGGAGCCUUACAGGAAGGAAAUCUGGCUGGAGGGAACAGGCAAAACUUUCACUUUGAGCGUCCCAAGGCAGCUUUGAUUUUGUCCAAAAGUCACUAAAAUCUGAAGCUGGAAGACCUGCAGUGCACACAGAACACUGUGUGGCCGGGACACGGGCUCACCCCCCAUGUCUGGCCCCAUUCCAACACCCCCCAAACCUGGCCCAGGUGUUUGGCUCAGCCAUGGACUCAGGGCCUCAGAUGCCUUGGAAGAGGACUCAGUCGGCUGUGUGGAAGAGGAGGAAGCUGAGGUGACAGGAGACAAGAGUAUUGCCUUGGGAAGCCCAAGGGAGCAUGCCCUGGACUGGGACUCUGGCUUCUCUGAGGUGUCAGGCAGCACAUGGAGAGAGGACGAGCUGCCUGUACUCCAGCACCCAGCACCCCCAGCAUGGGCUCCCCAUAGACAGCGUCUCUCGGCCAGUGGCAUUCCCCUGCCCAGCAGGGGCCCUGUGGCCAGGGCACCACCUGCCCACCGACCACGGCCCAAGUCUACCCCAGAUGCCUGCCUGGAGCACUGGCAGGGCCUGGAAGCUGAGGACUGGACAGCAGCCCUGCUGAACAGAGGUCGAAGUCGCCAGCCCCUAGUGUUGGGCGACAACUGCUUUGCUGACUUGGUGCACAACUGGAUGGAGCUACCAGAAGCAGCAGGUGAGGGAGACAAUAGUGGUGGGCCCCGUGCCCGUGCUCGGCCCCCUCAGUUCCUGCUUGGGCUCUCUGAGCAGCUGCGGCGCCAGUUGGCCAGGGCACGCCGGGCGGCUAUGGCAGGAAAGCGACUGUCGUGCCCACCUCGCCCAGAACCCGAACUGCCUGCAGAUGCCUCAAGAUUUGCAGCCCUCAUGAGCUGCCGCAGCCGCCAACCCAUCAUCUGCAAUGAUGUCAGCUACCUCUGACCUUGCCCUCCAGUCUGGGACAAUAAAGGCCUUUCUCUGGUCUA
This is a messenger RNA of Suricata suricatta (meerkat), 1315 nucleotides long. It is a transcript of the gene INKA1, whose product is annotated as inka box actin regulator 1. Gene Ontology annotation, cellular component: nucleus. The coding region runs from base 510 to 1271 and encodes 253 amino acids. Lineage: Eukaryota; Metazoa; Chordata; Mammalia; Carnivora; Herpestidae. The record is from RefSeq and is a predicted model, not a curated record. Gene Ontology annotation, molecular function: protein serine/threonine kinase inhibitor activity; protein kinase binding. The transcript has 4 exons.